Molecule: messenger RNA, 1449 nt
Organism: Penicillium taxi
Lineage: Eukaryota; Fungi; Ascomycota; Eurotiomycetes; Eurotiales; Aspergillaceae
Product: ribosome biogenesis protein LTV1
Exons: 2
Coding region: 1-1449 (482 amino acids)
Biological process (GO): ribosomal small subunit export from nucleus; ribosomal small subunit biogenesis
Cellular component (GO): preribosome, small subunit precursor; nucleus; cytosol
Source: RefSeq, a predicted model, not a curated record
AUGCCGCCCCGCCAGUGGAUUGACAAGAAGAACGCGAGCACUUUUCAGCUCUUCCACCGGUCCCAACAUGACCCGCUAAUUCACAACCCCGAAGCAGACGACCGAGUUCUACACCAGGUCAGCGGUCCUGCUGCGGCUCUUUCGGCCCCCUCUACAUCCUCAAAGGGCCCCCGAAAUCUGAACGCACUCGAAAACGAAUUUCACGAUGAGUCCAUCCGCCGCAACGAAGGCGAGGCCGCCAACUACGGCAUCUACUACGAUGACUCCAAAUAUGAUUACAUGCAGCACAUGCGUGAACUUGGUUCAGGUGGUGGUGAUGCUUACUUUGUCGAGGCCAAAGCAGAGAAGGGAAAAGCUAAGAACAUGAAGCUGGAAGAUGCGCUACGUCAGGUCUCUUUGGACGAUCAGAGUGCUUAUGGAUCAGAGUACGGAGACAUGCGAUCAACGGCGUCUUCUUAUGUUAGAAAGCCAACAUACCAAGACCAACAGAAUAUUCCAGACGCCAUUGCAGGUUUCCAGCCCGAUAUGGACCCACGACUACGAGAGGCCCUGGAAGCGCUGGAAGAUGAGGCAUAUGUUGAUGACGAAGACGAUGAUAUCUUCGGUGAACUCACCGCGCAGGCAGAUGAGAUGGAACGUGGAGAUUGGGAGGAUACUUUGUUUGACCAUGACGAGGACGACGAAGGAUGGGAGUCGGAUGCCACCGAGAAGGCGCCAGUCCAAACAGAUAGCACCGACGCCCGGCGACAUGAAGAUGUGUCCGAGGAAGCCUCGGAGGAGCUUGCUCCUGGGGAGAUGCCUGAGCACGACCAACCGGUUCCUGAUCUGCACCCCUCAGACCAAGGAUGGAUGCAGGAAUUCUCCAAGUUCAAGAAAGACGCCAAGUCUGGCAAGGCUCCCACGCCAGCUGCUCCCACAAUUGCCCCCUCAGAGACACGGACACUCGCCUCCACCGCCUUCACAGUUGGCGGUACCCCAAUUCGGCGAAAGAAGCGCAAAGGUGCCAUGACUAACCCAUCUGCGUACUCAAUGACAUCGUCAUCUCUGUUACGCACAGAAGGUCACAGACUUUUGGACGAUCGGUUUGACCGGGUCGAGGCUAUGUACGCGCUUGAUGAAGAAGACGAAUACGACGACAGCAUGUCGAUGGUCAGUGGGAUGACUGGCGCCACAGGCAUGACCGGUAUGACUGGCAUGUCUGCCGCAUCAUCUCAGGCCCCAAGUCUCGUUAAUGGCAGCGGAGAAGCAGUCUCGCGUAGCGACUUCCACAACAUCAUGGACGACUUCCUUGCCGGCUGGGACAAUAAUACUAGUUCCCAGGCAAAACGCAAGGGGGCCAAGAACAAGCGCGGAAAGAAUGGUAAUGAGGCUAUUGGCAUUCGCAUGCUUGAUGAAGUUCGCUCGGGUCUAGGACCGGCUCGCCUCUCGAGCAACAGCUCGAGAGUAUAG